AGGUGUGUUUUUAACAUAAUUAUUAUUAGCUCAAUUUUGUUAUCAUGGUGGCUUCCGGUAAAAUUUCCGAAUUACGCGGUUGGAUUUCGAAACUUAAACGUAAAAGGCGUAAUUUCAAAUACGAGCCGCGUAAAAACCUUUUCGUCGAGGCGAUUUUAGCCAACGCCCUCACCAGCACCCAAGCGGAAAUUCGGAAAAUUCAAGAAGAACGAGUACGAAAAUGGAGGAAUUCUAGAAAGUUCCAGAGUGCAUGUGGCCGAGAAAACUAUGAAAAUAGUAGUAAGAUUCCUCCCGAUUGGGACCCGGAUCUCUAUGCAGAGAUAAAUGCUGAUAUAGAUAAGUUUAUGUCGCAGUUGACCUCCAAACCAAAAUGUUCCUAACGAUUAGCGCAAUAUUUGUCAAAGACGAAGGCUGUAAUAUUUUAAUACUUUCACUAUCAUACCUGACAGGAAGAAUAAUCCAAACUGAUUUUUUUAAUUAUAUUUAACCCAGAAAUAAUAGGUCUUUCCAUUGCAUUUUUGGCAAUGUGUCUAUAUUUUUGCUUCAUAUUGAAGCUUUAUUUUCAAUAUUGUAUUGUCAUUAUAUACUUUAUAUUUAAA
Messenger RNA from Anthonomus grandis grandis, 599 nucleotides. RefSeq lists its product as uncharacterized. The record is from RefSeq and is a predicted model, not a curated record. Bases 45 to 380 code for a protein of 111 amino acids. The transcript has a single exon. NCBI's taxonomy places the organism in Eukaryota, Metazoa, Arthropoda, Insecta, Coleoptera, Curculionidae.